Artibeus jamaicensis (Jamaican fruit-eating bat) is the source of this 2048-nucleotide messenger RNA. RefSeq names its product O-acyl-ADP-ribose deacylase 1 (gene OARD1). The transcript is spliced from 6 exons. NCBI's taxonomy places the organism in Eukaryota, Metazoa, Chordata, Mammalia, Chiroptera, Phyllostomidae. Bases 682 to 1140 code for a protein of 152 amino acids. Gene Ontology annotation, biological process: peptidyl-glutamate ADP-deribosylation. The record is from RefSeq and is a predicted model, not a curated record.
GGCGUCUUCUUGACGCGUCAGACGCUUGGGCUCGAAUACCUCCCUGAUCAUAUUACUACGCAGGCGCCAGCUAGCUUUUUUUGCCAACUUCCCACCCACUUCUAUGCGGCUACUGGAAGCACACCCCGGGCUAAUGCGCAGGCGCCGUCCCUCCUUGCUCGUGGUUGGCUAUCUCGUUACGCAAGCCCGGGUAGCGGCGGGAGACUCCACGGUGUUUACCGCCGGAAGUUCGGCGGCCGUCACCAAAGAGUGCAAGUUCCGCUAGCUAGCUAGAGAGGCUUAUUUCCUUUUCGCCUGGGAGUGGUGGGCGGCCAUGUUAGGCCAAACCCACCGAGUUUAAGAACUGUACUAAACCCGCCGGGCUCGGAGAAAGGAGAAGGCGUGUUUUAGGGCCGUCUUUACUUGCCGGUGGAGCUAGCGCUCCGGAACAGCGCGAAAUACGAGCGGGGCACGGUCCUUUUUGAACCUAAGGCUUUUUUCUUUUUGCCUCAGAAGAGUUUUGCAUUAUUGCUUACAGGCUGGACGAACUCACAUUUAUUGAUAAACGUUGGGAGGAAAAAUAAAGUGGGUGGUCAGGUUGAGCAGAAUGUAAUGUAUUUAGGCUGCCUAAGCAUUUCUCCUUCCUUUUCCCUUCUCCUAGCUGAGGAAACAUUUCAGUUUUGGAGGUAGCAACUCGAUAUCAUGGCCGGCAGCCCUAGUGAAGAUGCAGAAGGAAGCAGAAUCACUUAUGUAAAAGGAGACCUUUUUGCAUGCCCCAAAACAGACUCUUUGGCCCACUGUAUCAGUGAGGAUUGUCGAAUGGGUGCUGGGAUAGCUGUACUCUUUAAGAAGAAAUUUGGAGGGGUGCAGGAACUGGUAAAUCAACAAAAGAAAUCUGGAGAAGUGGCUGUUCUGGAAAGAGAUGGGCGAUAUAUAUAUUACUUGAUUACAAAGAAAAGGGCUUCACACAAGCCAACUUAUGAAAACUUACAGAAGAGUUUAGAGGCCAUGAAGUCCCACUGUCUGAAGAAUGGAGUCACGGAUCUGUCCAUGCCCAGGAUUGGGUGUGGUCUUGAUCGUCUGAAAUGGGAAAAUGUAUCUGCAAUAAUUGAAGAGGUGUUUGACGAAACAGACAUCAGAGUCACUGUGUAUACACUCUGAACAGAUGAGCAUUUUGGAUGUGUCUGCGUUUUCCUGUAUCAUCCCUACUGGGCUAUACGACUGGGCAAAAUGACCUUAAAAAUUGUCAGAGGAAAGUUUCAUGUCAAGUUGUCUGUGUCACAGGCCAUGGUUAAAGUUUCCAUAUUUCCAUGAUUGGACUGGUACUCUGGAGGAGAGAUUGCUUGGGAAAUGUUGCUGUGAUUUUUCUCUUUUCUUUUUUUUUCUUUUUAGGAAGGUAGGUAAUAAAUAGCCUGAUAAGAGUUGGGGAACAAGAUGUUCGGCCAGAGGACCCCUUUUUGUUCCAGGAUGCUACCUGAUUUGUUUGGCUUGUCACUAGGUGGCAGCAUUGAUUCUACUCUACUGUUUUCAGAGAAAUUUCAGGAAGGAUGAACAUUUCAGUUAAUUUUGCAUCUUUUGGCAUUUGUGCAUUUACUUAGUGUUAUCUUUAUGUCAUCAGAUUUAUCCUAGGAGAGAAUUUUGAGGGGUUUUUUUGUUUGUUUAAAUUACAAAAGCAGACUGCUUCAACAUUGUUAAGGAAUUUGUAGAGACCCCCAAAAAUUGGAAAAUAAAUAUUUUUUCUUGGGUUACAAUGAGGUUCUGUGCACAUGUCUGACUUGUUCUGGACUUGGAUAAUGGAGAAUUCACCUAUAACUUAAUUUGGAAAAGUCGGAGAGGGGGGUGCAGAGGGAAGAGCGGCCAGGUGAGAAGAAUGGACAGCAUCGAUGGGUCAACAUACUGAAAAGGCAGGUUUUUAGAAUAUCCUCAUGGUAAACUCUUCUGUCCACUACGUAGUGUCUGUGAUUGAACCUGUCUGAAUUUAAUCAUGAAACAAAUAAUACGCGUUAAUGCCUUGCAAAGUGCUUAGUGCAGAGAUGACUCAUUUCUCAACGAAAUCCAUAUGCAUCUUC